Messenger RNA from Lytechinus variegatus (green sea urchin), 1764 nucleotides. Its product is annotated as membrane progestin receptor gamma-B-like. Gene Ontology annotation, molecular function: signaling receptor activity. Gene Ontology annotation, cellular component: membrane. Lineage: Eukaryota; Metazoa; Echinodermata; Echinoidea; Temnopleuroida; Toxopneustidae. Bases 293 to 1306 code for a protein of 337 amino acids. The record is from RefSeq and is a predicted model, not a curated record. The transcript is spliced from 5 exons.
GCCAUUAUGAUGAUCAGUUUAUGGCAAUUCUUAUGCCCACAUUUCCAAUUGGAAUACCACAAUACCGUGGUACAAUCGCUCGAAUUGCACGCACGGAAUUCGCGCGGCCGGCCGAGUGAUACAUUGUGCGUGAGUAUUGUGCUGCUAGAUGUGGUUGAGAGACGGCUUUGACCGGUCGGCACUGUUUUGGGAGGAAUUGUAUUGUACCCAAAAUACAAUUAUCUGAAGGACGGGGGAGCUUUGAGAUCCUCUUUACCCCCAGUUGGAUGAAGAGGAGGCUGGCUGGUGCAAGAUGUGGACCAUAAAGCUUCUGCGUUUCAAUCAGGUUCCUUCCGACUUUCACGAGCCCUUCAUCAUAUCGGGGUACCGCUCGUGCCGUAGCAGCGUCGCAUCUUGCCUAGUCAGCGCCAUCCAGGGAUCCAAUGAGACCAUCAACUUCUGGACCCAUUUCAUCCCCGCUAUGUGGUUUGGCUGGACCACCCUGCGUCAGGUGACCGAUGGGACGGUCAUCGAGGAUCCUUUCUCCUGGCCUCUCAUCUGCUUCCUCCUCUCGUCCUUCCUGUACCUGAUUGCCAGCUCCAUGGCACACUUGUUCAACUGCAUCUCCUUGCCUGCGCGAUACGUCACUUUCUUCUUUGACUACGGAGCCAUAAGCAUCUACAGUUUUGGAUGCAGCAUAGCUUACUAUGCAUACGUUUUCCCCCCGGAGCUUCUCCUCACCGUAUUCCAUCAGGUAUAUCUUGUGGUGGCCAUGUGUGCUGCGGUGAUGUGCACAUUCCUCGCCUGUUACAGCCGCUUCUCUUCCAACCACUUCUUGUAUCACUCGGGACGCUUACCAGCGUUUAUGAUCCCCUACAUAUGGUGCAGUCUUCCUCUGUUUUACCGAUUACUCUUCUGCACUGAACCCAAUCCUGAUUCCAAUGCUGCACUCUUUCAUGUCCGACACAUCCUCGGAGCCGUAGCAACCUCUUUCGUCUACGCUAGCCGCUUCCCGGAGAUUCUAGCCCCCGGGUUCUUUGAUUUCAUCGGGCAAAGCCACCAGCUGUUCCACAUCGGAGGCGUGUUCGCAACGUAUAUGCAGUAUCGCGCCCUUUCGCUUGACAUGUCCGAACGUCACCAGUUCCUGGUUGAGGCAGUUGGGCUUCCGACGGUGGGGAAUACUCAGAGAGCUUUUCUGGUGGUUUUGACGUUGAACCUGCUGAUCAUCUCGGCCUACUCUCAUUGGGUAUCGCAACCAAAGUCACUUGAUAUGGUAAGGCAGCGGUUAGAGAAAGAGAAAAAGGGGUGUGGUUGCAGUUGUGAUUAACAAGGUAUUUCGUAACCUGACUCCUUUUUUUUCUGAAAUAUGAGAUGGUGUAUAGGCUGAAAUAUCUCUUGAGAUUCUUGCAUUUUAUGUGUUUUAGGUGUAUUUACCUUCUCAGGUCAGCUGUCGAUUAUUUAAAAACUUUAUUUUUUGUAUUUGUGUGAGCGUUUAAAUGUAUUCAUCUGUGUGUAGGGUAUUUCAGAUUUUUAAAAAAUGCAAGUUUGUGAAUGGAUGUAUGGUUGGUCUCUAUCAGGGAAUUAUUUUAAGACCAUCCAUGUUUUUCAAUCCUUUGCAAACAAAUAUCCUACUACAUACGUUAUUCAUGCACUAACUAUUUAUGUAGGGGAAAGAUGAGGCUGGAUUUCAUGGCAGUUUUGAUGACCAAAAUACAUGAAGGUCAUGGGCAGGCAUGGAUCCAGCGGGAUACAAUAAAAAUGAAAUUGAAAAAAUAAAUACAAUUU